UGAGGGUCGUGCGUGGCGUUUUCAAGUCAGAUGUAUAAACGACUAAUACUUUAGUGAAUCUAAUCUAACGUAUUCGGAUUCGACGGGGCCAGUUGGAGAGGUGUCGAUAUUGUAAGUAGACACAAAGACUUUAAAAAAGUGACAACGAGGCUACAAAUUGGAGGCUGCAUAGUUGAAGUUGCGUGAUUUUAUUGUUUUUUCGCGCCCCUCGUCCGAUCUGGUACGAGAAAAAAGACUCUAGAGCUAGUAGCGCUAGUGGGGUAGUGGGGUAGUGGCCCUCCUGUUGGUGGGAUUGGUCUCAAAACCAGGUCAACUUUCGCCGCGUUCCAUGACAGGUAAUGGCCCUCCAUGCAUCGCCUUAGACUCCCGACCUCCUCCUGGCCACGUACAACCCCAGCCACUCGCCUCUAUUCCUUGUCCAGCGAGAACGUGAAUGUCUACCCUCGGAGGGCCCUCCAUGCUGGACUAGGUAUUCGCUGCUCCGGGGUGGCUGGUCAGUGUUGUUGCCCGCAUGCCCGCACGAGAGGCGGUCCAUCGGGUUAAUACGAUCCAAUCGCAUACCUUUGGAUUUUGGAUGGUGGAGUUAGUGUGUGUGUGUAACUGAGAAAGAGGGAGGUCUAUUAGACGUAGAUACGGUCCAAUGGCGGACGACAAGCCGGCUCGAGGUCAGAAGCGACGAGGCCGGGAAGAUGCCUCGGUGGCGCCCAACGAGGCUGCGGCCUCAGCCCGCAAGCUUUUGAUGAGUAGCGGAGCCAGUCCGGGCAAUUACCUCUGCCCCAUUUGCUUCGAAGUGUUCAAAGAGGCCGUGGUGACGAAAUGCGGCCACAGCUUCUGCCAGGACUGUCUGAUCGAGACCCUCGAGCACACGUCGUCAAAGUGUCCCAAAUGCUUUCAAGUCAUCAAUUCCGCCACGGAGGUCACGCCCAAUUUCGCCUUGAACGCCUUGGCCGAGCAGGUGCUCAAUUGGCAAAAGAGCGGCUUGGCCACCUUGCUCACCACCGCCGCCCAGAACCGAGCGGCCAAUGGAGCGGGAUCUACGCCCACCACCGGCUCGCCUUCGUCCUCGUCCUUGGCCUUGCUGCCCGUGCACGGGCUACCUCAAUGCGUGGAUUACUUGAACCACGCCAAUUUGUCGGGCAAGGACAUUGAGGAGCUCCAGACGUGGCUGGGUCAACAAGGCAAGGCCGUGGCUGAGCGCGAGGUCACGUCCAAGGUGAUCCUGCUCAAAGAGUUUCUCGAGUUGUUGAAGAAAGAGAAGCACGAAGCCCUCACCAAAGCCCAGCGAGAUUUGGACAUGGUGGCCCAAGAUUUGGAGAGCACGCUAGCCCAAGCCCAGUCGUUGGGCGUGGAUCCCCAGGCGUGGACGGACUCCUCGAUCCGGCGUGAAUCACCCUCCUCGGCUCAAUUGUUGAGCAUGCACCAGCACUAUCCCAACCUCGUGGAUUGUUACUUCGAGACGCGUCGUUGUAAGUCCCGUGAACCCUUGGCCGAUGCUCGCCGCUCCACCUCACCAGUCGGUUUGGACCAGUUCUCUACCUCGUUAUCCAAGUUCACCAAGUACUCGGGGAUUCGGGUGAUGGCCAACCUGAAUUACACGAGCGAUAUAUAUAGCAACGCCAGCAUCGUGUCCUCCAUCGAGUUCGACAAGGACGCUGAAUUCUUUGCCAUUGCGGGCGUGACCAAGCGAAUCAAGGUGUACGACUACAAUGACGUCAUUCGCGACAUGGUGGACAUUCAUUACCCGCGGACCGAGAUGGUCAGCCAUUCCAAGAUCAGUUGCGUCUCUUGGAACUCGUUCCACAAGAACCAGCUUCUGUCCUCGGACUACGAUGGGACCGUGAUUCUUUGGGACGCUCGGACUACCCAAAAAAUCAAGGCCUACAUGGAACACGAGAAACGCUGCUGGAGUGUGGACUUCAACGCCGUGGACACGAAACUGUUUGCUUCGGCGUCGGACGAUGCUCGAGUGAAACUGUGGUCAACCUCGGUGAACCAUUCCAUUGCCAGCUUAGAGGCCAAAGCCAACGUGUGUUCAGUCAAAUUCAAUCCCACCAGUUGUUUUCACUUGGCCUUUGGCUCGGCCGAUCACUGUGUCAAUUACUACGACCUUCGAAACCUCAAAUCUCCUCUUGUGAUAUUUCAUGGCCACCGCAAGGCCGUCUCGUACGUCCGAUUCUUGAGUGCCAAUGAACUUCUGAGUGCUUCUACGGACAGUCAAAUGAAACUGUGGAAUGUGGACUCGAACAACUGCAUCCAAUCAUAUCAAGGUCACAUCAACGAAAAGAACUUUGUCGGCCUCACCAGUAACGAGGAUUACUUUGCCUGCGGAUCGGAGAACAACUCGUUCUUCCUCUUCUACAAGGGCCUCUCGAAGCCUCUGUUCUCGUUCAAGUUUGAUGCCGCCCGGACUUUAUUCGGUCGAAACGACCAAUUUGUGGACGAAUCCAACGAGUUUGUCUCGGCCUUAUGUUGGCGAAACGGCUCGGACAACAUCAUUGGCGCCAAUAGUCAAGGAUGUGUGAAGAUUUUUGAACUGAACUGAACUGCAAACAUUCAAGCCAAAAUAAAACAAUCCUGAAUACCUCCUCAUA
Messenger RNA from Tigriopus californicus, 2591 nucleotides. RefSeq names its product E3 ubiquitin-protein ligase COP1-like. NCBI's taxonomy places the organism in Eukaryota, Metazoa, Arthropoda, Copepoda, Harpacticoida, Harpacticidae. Gene Ontology annotation, biological process: proteasome-mediated ubiquitin-dependent protein catabolic process. Bases 641 to 2542 code for a protein of 633 amino acids. The record is from RefSeq and is a predicted model, not a curated record. The transcript has a single exon. Gene Ontology annotation, molecular function: ubiquitin protein ligase activity; protein binding.